AAAAUCUUCACAGCAAUCUGUUUUACUCACAGUGGAAAUGGCGCUAUGCGAAGCCGAAGCUUGAAGUUCUUUGGAAGCUUACAGGCUUGUCAUUUAACGCAAGCAACCCAGGGAGUUGAGUGUUGGAUUGGCUCCGAGCCGAUUAUGACGGGCGAUCAUCUAAACAUUAGCCAAGAAUAACGACACCUUCGUGGGUUCACUAUAAAAGCCGUCUGCAAGCAAAGCAGUGAGCGAUGCAUGAGCUGACAGCCCAGGUCACCAGCAGCCUGCUUCCUUUCCCUGCAGUGACCCUUGAGGCUCUGGGAGAGGAUGAGAUCACUCUGGACUCUGUGCUUCAUGGCAGGUUAACGACUGGCCGUGGAGGACAUGCUUGGCUUGCCUACGGCCCCCACCUGGAGUUUGUCCAUUCGCUGACUGGAGAGCGUCUGUCUGCAUACUGCUUUAGCGGUGGUGGGGAGCACCCGCCCAGUAUCCUCACAGCAAGGGACUUCAGCUGGCUCAAAAGGUCUGGAUUGCUGGUGGGCUUGGAGGAAACAGAAGGCAGUGUGCUAUGUCUCUAUGACUUGGGACUGUCAAGGGUGGCCAAAGCUAUGAUCAUACCAGGGAGGAUUACAGGUAUUGAACCAUUAGUGAGCUAUGGAGGUGCAAGCACCUCUACCCAUCACCUCCACCAGAGUCUUCGCUGGUUCUUUGGCAUUGCCGCAGUAGUAACAGAUCUGGGUCAUGUUUUGCUGGUGGACCUCUGUCUGGAUGACCUGUCCUGUAGCCAGAGUGAGCUGGAGGCCUCAGACUUGCAGGUAGUAACCAAAUCUCCAGGAGCGAUUCCCAAACUCAGAGAAGUAAGCAGCAGAGAGGGCAGACAUAUUUGCCUCCAGCUCAGUGGGCCCAGUGGUGUUGCAGCUACAGCUCUGCAGUACAUCCCCAGAACAAACCAACUGGCCGUGGGCUUCUCCGAUGGCUAUUUGCAGCUUUGGAACUUGAAGUCUCUCAGAAAAGAAUACCACUGUCAGUUAGAUGGUGGCAGGGUGCCCGUGCAUGCCUUCACCUUUCAGGAGCCUGAAAAUGACCCCAGGAACUGCUGUUACCUCUGGGCUGUCCAGUCUACUCAGGAUCAAGAGGGAGAUAUGGUCACUCUCCGCCUGCUUCAGCUGGCCUUCAGUGAGCGGAGGUGUCUAGCCUCAGGGAAGAUCCACUAUGAGGGUCUAGAGUACUGUGAGGAGCGUUUCAGUCACGAGCUAAGUGGUGCAGCUUUCCCACUCAGGGCGCAGACCACCAACACCCGUCUGCUGAGUUGUCAGACAAUCGAGAAAUUCCUACCCCACCCGGACCGGGAUGACAGCAUGAAUGAAGCUGCAUCCCCAGAUACCAGCGUGUCUAUCUUCAGCUGGCAAGUCAAGGCCUACGGUCAAGGAACGGCAUCCACCUCCAUUGGGGUCUUUGACAUCAACCGCUGGUACCAUGCUCAGAUGCCAGACUCAUUGAGAACAGGUGAGUCUCUGCAGAACUGUCCCUACCUUGCGGUGUGGUGUCUGGACCAAGUGAUGCAAAUGGCUUCUCAACACAUCCUGCUGGAUGUGGUGGUACAGGAUCACAGUCUCAGCAGAGGCCUGCCCUUAACUUUUCCACCACCAGAACAAUACUUUAAUCCAACCGCAUAUAACUUUGAUGCUACUUGCUUAUUCAACUCUGGGAUUGUGCAUUCAACCUGUUCUGGAUAUCAGAAAGAGACACUGAACUUUUUGAAGAAAGCUGCUCCUUGUUCCAGUGAUAUCAUCUCCAGCAGCUACUUGCGCUGCCUCAUGUCUGGGCUCUUGUCCUCUCGCCAAGCUGACGCACACAACUCCAGCCUCUCUCAGGAGGAGCAGCUGGAUGCUAUUCUGUCAACUGCCGUGGAGACCAGCUCUUUGGGACUGAUCACUGGUUGUAUCAAGCAGUGGACUGCUGAGGAACAACCAGGCUCUGCAUUAAAUCUGCGCUACAUCUUGGAUUGGGCUUGGAACAAAGUGAUCCAGACCAAGGAAGAACUGGAUGACAUCUGUGCACCGCUCUUUGACAGCUCAUCCAACUUCACAGACCCUCAGACCAUGCAGCUGCUGCAGCACAGCCAGAGACUGCUGGAGAACCUCAGUACCAUCUUCCACUGUAUGCUCACUGAGGCUCAGGAGCUCACUCAGAAAGGUCUAGUUGGUCUUAUCAACAAAAACAGGGUGUCCAGUCUGAUUUCCAAGUAUGCGGAAGUCGUCCUCUGGUUCUGUCGCACUGGCCUGCUGCCCGAAGGAUCAGAUGUGGAUGCCAUGCAGAUCUCCAGGCCUUUCUACAGUCACUCAGUCAUCAGCAACUACUACUCUAUUCGCAGGGAGGAGCUCACCACAAUGGCAAAGGGCAAGUGGUGUGCAGAUUGCCUGAUGAUUGACAGUUUGGUCGACCAAUGUGGAGACCGUUUAAUCAGCCUGUGGAAAAGGGAUGAUGUAGGAACAGGACAGUACCCACCACCUACCCUUCAUGCUUUGCUAGAUAUUUAUCUUCUGGAAAACGUUGAUGAAGCUUCAAAACAUGCAAUUGUGAUCUACCUGUUGCUGGAUGUUAUUUACUCCUUCCCCAAUAAGGAGGGCGCUUCAGUGACGUCUUUCCCCACUGCUUUUGCCAUCCCCAUUGGACUGGUCAAACUGGUACAAGGCCUCUGGCUGUUGGAUCAUCGUGACCAUCAGAGUUCAUUUGAGCUGCUCCUCCAUCCAGCGGCCUCUCAGUGUCACUUUGAGUGGCAGCAUGAGCGUGUCCUGCAAGCACUGAUGUGCCAGGGCCAACACUCACUGGCAUUGCGCUACUUUCAUGUCGCAAAACCUCUGAUAUCCUCCACCUCCCAGGCCAGGCUCUGCCUCUCUGUACUGCUACACAACAGGUGUCUCACUGAGGCAUGGUCAUUGCUACGGCAACACUCGAAUCAUCUCAAUGCAUCCGAGCUGCUGGGAUUCCUGUACGAGAGGUGCCAGGAGCUGGGCCUCAUUAAAGAGCUGCUUAAGCUGCCUCUGGGCCACACUGAACAGGAAACGUUGGAGAAGUUUCUUCAAGGCACAGGUGGUCUCCACAACAGAGAAAUACUCAUGGUUCAUUACCUUCAACAAUCCAACUACAUACCAGCCCUGCGACUCAACCACAGCCUCAAAAUGCACCUUGUGAACGAGCGAGACCCAAAACUUAAAGAGCGUUCCAACACCCGCAACUCUAUUUUGGAUCAGUAUGGCAAAGUUCUUCCCAGAGUGCAGAGGAAACUGGCAAUGGAGAGAGCCAAACCCUACCAACAUCCUAGCACCAUCCACAAAGAAGUGACUCGGCCACAGCCUCUGUCAGCCAUCAGCAAGCGUUCCACUAAUGAGAAGGUGAUGUCCAGGGCGGGCUUUAUCCACAAUGUUCUGACCAAGAUUGAGGAGGUGUGGUUGGGCAAAGGAGAUGCGCCGCAUUCCUCCCCUGCUAUGAGUCCAAGGACAGCUGGAUUCUUGAGUCCCGGGCUCAAGGCUGCAUCCCCUGCCCAACCAGAACCAUUCUUGGGAACGCCGAUCACAAUGAGCUCUAAACGAAAGUCAAGGCUAAUAGACCUGGUGGUUCAUCCCUCCUGUCAGAUUACUCAACCCUUGCUCAGUCCAGCCAGACCUUCUAGUGUUUGGGUCUCUCCAAAAAGCACCACUAAGGCCCCUGAAUUCAGCCUCUUACAAACGCCACAGGUUGUCAAGCGAGCUCGUGCCUUGGCUGCUUCCGGGCCUGUUUUCACAGCCUUUACCCCUCAGUCCAUUCUACGUAGCAGCCUGAGGCCCACCCCUGUGGCCACACCCUCCGCAUCUUCCGGGCGCUCCAUCACACCUCCACUCCGCAGCAAAGAGAGUCGGAUCACCUUUAGUGAAUUGACAGAUUCUCCUGAAGUCCAAACAGACAUCCACUUGACCAAUGGGGUGGCAGCAGAUGGUGAGAUUAGCUUACUAACAACUGAAGCCAGGCCGUCUAACACACGUAAGACCCAGUCCUCGCAACUUGCUGAUGAUGAGGAAGCAGAGCAGAUCCAUGUGAAGUUUAUGCCUCCUGAAGGUGGCAUUCACUCACCACAGCUUAGAUGCUCUGUGAGGCAAUCCUUCUUUACAGAAACAACCAAACCAUCGGACACGACUCGACAUAGUUUGAGCUUUGACACUAGCCAGACAUCCUUCCGGUCGACAGACACCACUCUGGAAUACUAUGAUACUCCUCUCUCAGGGGAUCAACAAGAGGAAAAAGAGCACAUCUGUACGGAGAGGGCAGAUGAUGUUGUGACAGUGAACAUCAAGUUCCCAACUGAUGAAGCAGAGCCAGAGCAGAACUCUUUACCAACAACUGAGCCCGCCCUUCUUCUGGUGUCAAAUGAUGCUGAUUGUCAAGACCAGGAGCUGAAGAAAGAUCAGACAUUUGAGGAAGCAGCACAGUGUAAAACAAAUGAACCAGACAAUGAAUCAAGCAGCAAACAAGAAGAUGCUGCCGUUAUUGAACAAGAGGAAACAUCCAGUCACAGUGGUCAUCUCUCCCCAGAGGCACAAUCUCUGCCACUAAGCACUGAGGAGGACCCAUCCCAGUCAGAGGUCGUGGAAUCCACAGCCUGCAUUACACACACAAACGCACGUGGAGAUGCUGAGUCCACAGCAUCCACACAUCAUCUGAACGCAUGUGAAGACACUGAAGCUGCAAACUUCAUUGAGCACAUGAAUGCAAGUGGGGACACUGAGUCCACAACAUUCACUGAGCAUGUGAAAGUAUGUGGAGACACUGAGGCCAAACCUGUACCAACAGAGAAUAUAGAGCAAUCUCCAGAUCUGACCGAAUUUGUGCAGCGACAUUUGUUUGGCAACGAUUUGACUCCUCUUCUGACACACUCUGGAGUCCAUGACUUAUCACCACCAACCCCAAGCACUGAGGUGCCAGGUGAUGUCAAAGAGGAUGAUGAGACUGCUCCUGAAGCUACACCUGAGCUCAUCAGCCAAAAAUCUCCUGUCUCAGUCCCAUUAUCAGAACCGACUGGCACGCAAUCCCAUGGUGACGAAGAUCUGACCGACUUUGUACAGCGACAUUUGUUUGGUGGUGACAUGUCUCCUCUGACCCGCUCUGGAAUUCAUCACUUACCACAAACAACCCCCAGCACUGAAGUGCAAGGUGAUGUCGAAACGGAUGAUGAAGCUGCUUUUGAAGCUCCACUUGUGUUCACCAGCCAAAAAUCCACCAGCUCUGUGACAUCCUCAGAGCCAACUGGCACAGACUCACACUCUGUUAUGAGUGUGAAUGAGGACAGCGAUGAAAUUUCCAUCUCUGAGUCUGAAGAAGAAGAGGAGGAAGAAGAAGAUGGGGUGGAAAAGGAAUCUGAGGAGGAGGACUCAGGCAGUGAGGUGGAAAUCAUUGAGGAGGUCCAGGGUAACGGAGGCCUCCCACCCAGCUCGGUCUUUGUACAGCAAGAACACGAUCACUUCUUACCAGCUUUGUCAGAGCAGGAUGCUGCAGCGUUUUCCCUCAUAACACCAGGCGUUGAAAUGAAGCUGGUCGGAGAGGAGAUGGGAGGCGAGGUGUUGAUGGUGAGACUCGGUGCUGAUACAGGAGUGAUGGAAGCGCUUGAGGAUGAAGGUCAAGGGUCAUCUUACAUGGAUCUUAAACCUUCAACCACUCUCCUGGUUCCUCUUGAGCUCGUGGACGGACAACAGGACGUGGUCGACAGUGUCCCAUUUGGACUGCCUGAGAUUCAUCAAACCGUCGUGUCUGACGACCAGAGGUGCGAAACUCACAGCGAUUUCUGUCUCAUGCUGGAUGUUGAAGAGGCCAAGGUUAAAGACGCAGCUGUGUUGCCAGUGGACGAUGAUCAGCAGUCAUCACAACCGGCUUCUCAUGAGUCGAUAUUAGUGGCUACUGAUGGCCUUGUGACAGAAGCAGAGGUUGUUAACCAGGGUGCUAUCAGGUUUGAUGAUGGAACACAGGAUGACGAGAUGGAAAUUGAGCCUGUGGUUGAGAAUGAAAUCAAUGGCCAAACUGACCUAGAGAACAAUUACACCGAGGAGGAACAGAAGGUGGAAGAGCCUCAAGAACAAAUAGAAGGACCUGGAGCAGCUCCAGAGGAGGAACCUGCAGAAGCUUUGGAGACAAAGGAUAGUCAAGAUUCUGUAGGACAAAAAGAUGCUGAGGAGAUGGAAGGAGAUGAGGGCAAAGCUGAAACUGUGCAGGAAGACAUUAAUACAAGUCUUGCAGAGACCCCCAACUCUUUGGAGGAACAUCAGCAGGAAGUCGACCACACAUCUUUAAAAAACGAACUGAGUAACAGGCUGGAAAGUCCAAGCAAGACCACAACUACUAGUGAAACAAGAAUUGAAGAUGUUGAAGAGACCAACACUGUGCAGCAAAAUGUAAGUUCAACCACCCAACCUGAAGAACAGCAUAGUGUCCCAGAGACACCAACUUCUCAGAAGAAGAAGACAGCCCAGUUCACCCCUACACAGAUGACGACACGAGCGAGGAGAACUGUCACCUUCAUGUCUCCCCUCCCAGAGGAGGCAGACAAAAACACAGUAGUUAUCCCUGCCUCGCCCAGUCGUACCCCUAGAAAAGCUAAAGGAACCAAAGUCCGAGCCGGCACACCUAGGAGGAGCACACGUAAAGCUCCAACUGAAAUUCCUCAAGUCCAGGAGGAAAGUCCUAAGAAGGUCCAUCAGGAGAAAGAUGUGGAUGAUGCUGCUGUAGCUUCAAAUACGUCUUUAGCUGUUUCUCCUUCCAGACGACGGGCUUCUCAGAGAGACGGUCCUUCAAGAAUCAGACAAAUGAGUGAAGGCAAAGAGCCUGGCAUCAUAAAGAAGGGAGAACAAGCAGAAGAGGUCAUGGAUAAAAUCCUUGCUCCAGACCCAACCACCAGGAGUUCCACCCCGGCCAAACGCAGGGCCACUCAGCCUAACACUCCAAGGAGAUCUAGCCGCAGAAACCUUAACAGCAGUGAGGUAGUGCCGCCAACUUUAGAGGUCUUAAAAGAGGAUGAGGAGGAGGAGGUUUCUUCCCUAACUGUCAAACACAGCACCAGAAAGACCAAAGUCAAACCAUCGGAAGAGGACAACAGAAAUUCAAGCUCAAGUAGAACGACGCGUCAAUCUAGGCGCAUGACUCUGAAUGACUAUCCACAGAGUGCAACAAAGAUGGAAGCGAGCAUCAGUGGAAACCUUAAAGUCAGCCAAGAUGAUGUGCAUGAGCCCAAACUGAACAGCACUGUGGGUCGCACAAGCCUGCGACGGACAACCAGGGGUAAAAUGUGGGACCACCCGGAGGAAGACCUCUUCCUACUGGCUUCGCCUCUAGAGGUGGAUUCCGAAACUCCUAUAGCAGACGCGCUAAUGAAGAGGCUCCAGGAUGAGAAGCGGGAAGGAGGAGUUGUCAGAAGGAUGUUGAGGACCAGAAGUACCAAAUCAACAGCGGAGUCCGACAAGGAUGGCCUGGCGGCAGAACCUGCAGACGACAUCAGCCCGGGAGAGCUUUCAUUUAUCUACUUGCCCUCACGGAGGAGAACAAGAGCCAGCAGAGCAGAGUCUCCAGGCCCCAGUGAAGAGUUUCCAAUGGCCGUCUCUCGCAACAAGGGAAGAAAUGUCAAAACCGUUUCAAAGGAAGAAUUGACUUCAGAAGAAGACCAGGUGGAAGAGGGGAAAGCAGCCGCUAAAACUAGAAAAACUGGAAAACUAACGGCUAAAGCCAAAGCUGCUUCACAGCCACCCCCCGUAGUCAAAGCUGAUGUGAUCUCACCGCUGCCCAGUCCAGCAGAUCCAGUCCCACGAGCACAGAAGAGGAUCAAGGAGGAGGACGCUCCAACCUCAAGUAUGAACCUCCGGCGUAAACGCAUAAUGGAAAGGGUUUUCACCAAACCUGUCACAAGGAGGAAGAAGGUCUGAGGGAGGGAACAGUGUGGUUAAACGCAGACAUCGGCUCCCCCUACAGGAUGGCAGAAUACAAGCAAUGUGGACAUACUGUAUCAGAGCUCAUUCUCUGCUGGAUCAUCAGAACAAAAAUAAAACACUUAUGAAGAACCAGAGAAGAAAGUAAUCUUGCCUUUUAGUACAGAGGCUUUAUUUACGUUCUCUUUUUAAGUUUGUGUGUUCCUAAUUUUAACAUUUUGGAAAACUGCUGGUAAAGCAACCAAUGUUUCUAACAAAGUGUAAAUAAUUAUUUUUUGUUUAUUUGUUCCAAAUAAAGAUAAUAAAGAAAUAUGCUGAUUUGGAGGGUUUGUGGCUCAUGCUAAUCACUGCUCUGGUCUUAAGGAUUUGAUGAAUCAGGCACAUGACGUUGAUGUUCACUGGUGCCAAAAUGUUUACUCUAAAUAUUGUACAGUGUGCAAAGAAAAAAAAACACACUUUGGAUUUGUUUGACUUGUUUUGAGACACAUUAAGCGUGUUCAUGGCUGAUACAUAGGCUAUUUUCUGAUGAAUGUCUUAUUUUUGAUGACUGCUCUUUGAUAAAUACAGUAAAGA
Molecule: messenger RNA, 8498 nt
Organism: Dunckerocampus dactyliophorus (ringed pipefish)
Lineage: Eukaryota; Metazoa; Chordata; Actinopteri; Syngnathiformes; Syngnathidae
Gene: ahctf1
Product: AT hook containing transcription factor 1
Exons: 42
Coding region: 234-7922 (2562 amino acids)
Source: RefSeq, a predicted model, not a curated record